This is a messenger RNA of Phytophthora sojae, 852 nucleotides long. RefSeq lists its product as hypothetical. The coding region runs from base 1 to 852 and encodes 283 amino acids. Lineage: Eukaryota; Oomycota; Peronosporomycetes; Peronosporales; Peronosporaceae. The transcript has a single exon. The record is from RefSeq and is a predicted model, not a curated record.
AUGUACACACCUCCAACCGACACAGUGAUCGCUUUUAGAAAUGCAGCCAGCCUCAUCCCCUUCGACGUGUCAAAUGCGACUGCGACCGGCUUGUAUGGUGUUCGAAUCGGAUCGCAAGGACUUUCAAUCCGACAUUUCACCCCGCUAUCAGCCAACGAGCGCUUGGUGCGCAGCUCAAGCAAUGCAAACUUCUCCAUCGACUUUAGUUCGGUGACCGCCCCUGCUGAACCCCCUACGACCUGUCCCUCGUACGACGUGAUCCUACUGGCGCUGAGUGGGCUAAGCGCAUUUGGCUCAGCGUUCUGGUAUCCACACAUGAUCAGUCUGCUCGACCGACUCCGACGAUUCGUGACGGACAACCAGGCAGCGGACCCCAACAACUUCCCGGACCGUGUGACCCUCACGCUGCAGUACGCCAACGUGUACCUGGGUAGGGCAGCUGGUCAUCUCGCUAUGGAUACACCUACUUGGUGGUGCGAUUUCCGCGCGGCGACUGCCGCAAUCGAAUACAAAUCGCUUGAGUGGCUUCCCGCAUUCCAAAGUCUCCCCACGACGGGCUCCGCCAACUUGGCCUCCCAAUCCGUGCCCGCUCCACCGCGGCGUCCCUCGUCCACCCGACCUCCAACAAUGCUGGGCCAUCUCCGACAACAGAUCCCCCGCCGGUCCGACGGCCCAGAGCCUUGUCUUCGCUUCUUCGGCGGAGACAUGUGCUUCGGGGGCUCUCGGGACAAAUGCGCGUACUCGCACCGCACACACAGAUGGGACUCACCGUUGCCCCGCGAACUUCAGGCGUACAUCAAUCGCCAAUACGGCUCCAACCGCCGCGGCCACUACGGCCCCCGCCGCAACUGA